This is a messenger RNA of Ylistrum balloti, 1314 nucleotides long. RefSeq names its product MARCO-like protein. The record is from RefSeq and is a predicted model, not a curated record. NCBI's taxonomy places the organism in Eukaryota, Metazoa, Mollusca, Bivalvia, Pectinida, Pectinidae. The transcript is spliced from 2 exons. The coding region runs from base 1 to 1314 and encodes 437 amino acids.
AUGACGCUGGCGACGAGCAACGCUCAGAGUGGACACCUAGGCUCUACAGCCCAGAGUGGGCACUUAGGCUCUACAGCCCAGAGUGGGCACCUAGGUUCUACAGCCCCGAGUGGACACAUAGGAUCUACAGCCCAGAGUGGACACCUAGGUUCUUCAGCACACAGUGGACACCAAGGCUCUACAGCCCAGAGUGGAGACCUAGGCUCUACAGCCCAGAGUGGACACCUAGGCUCUACAGCCCAGAGUGGACACCUAGGUUCUACAGCCCAGAGUGGACACCAAGGCUCUACAGCCCAGAGUGGACACCUAGGUUCUUCAGCCCACAGUGGACACCAAGACUCUACAGCUCAGAGUGGACACCUAGGUUCUACAGCCCAGAGUGGACACCUAGGCUCUACAGCCCAAAGUGGACACCUAGGUUCUACAACCCAGAGUGGACACCUAGGUUCUACAGCCCAGAGUGGACACCUAGGCUCUACAGCCCAGAGUGGACACCUAGGCUCUACAGCCCAGAGUGGACACCUAGGUUCUACAGCCCAGAGUGGACACCUAGGCUCUACAGCCCAAAGUGGACACCUAGGUUCUACAACCCAGAGUGGACACCUAGGCUCUACAGCCCAAAGUGGACACCUAGGUUCUUCAGCCCACAGUGGACACCAAGACUCUACAGCUCAGAGUGGACACCUAGGUUCUACAGCCCAGAGUGGACACCUAGGCUCUACAGCCCAAAGUGGACACCUAGGUUCUACAACCCAGAGUGGACACCUAGGUUCUACAGCCCAGAGUGGACACCAAGGCUCUACAGCCCAGAGUGGAGACCUAGGCUCUACAGCCCAGAGUGGACACCUAGGCUCUACAGCCCAGAGUGGACACCUAGGUUCUACAGCCCAGAGUGGACACCAAGGCUCUACAGCCCAGAGUGGACACCUAGGUUCUUCAGCCCACAGUGGACACCAAGACUCUACAGCUCAGAGUGGACACCUAGGUUCUACAGCCCAGAGUGGACACCUAGGCUCUACAGCCCAAAGUGGACACCUAGGUUCUACAACCCAGAGUGGACACCUAGGUUCUACAGCCCAGAGUGGACACCUAGGCUCUACAGCCCAGAGUGGACACCAAGGCUCUACAGCCCAGAGUGGACACCAAGGCUCUACAGCCCAGAGUGGACACCUAGGCUCUACAGCCCAGAGUGGACACCUAGGUUCUACAGCCCAGAGUGGACACCUAGGCUCUACAGCCCAAAGUGGACACCUAGGUUCUACAACCCAGAGUGGACACCAAGGCUCUACAGCCCAGAGUGGACACCUGGGGUAA